Molecule: messenger RNA, 4597 nt
Organism: Trichosurus vulpecula (common brushtail)
Lineage: Eukaryota; Metazoa; Chordata; Mammalia; Diprotodontia; Phalangeridae
Gene: FCSK
Product: fucose kinase
Exons: 24
Coding region: 46-3285 (1079 amino acids)
Biological process (GO): GDP-L-fucose salvage
Molecular function (GO): fucokinase activity; ATP binding
Source: RefSeq, a predicted model, not a curated record
AGAGCCCGGCGGUGGGAGGUCAAGUAUCCGGGGCCUCUGACUGGGAUGGAGCGUUGGCAGGGUGUCGAUUGGACGGUCAUUGUCCUGACAUGCCAGUACAAGCACAGUGUCUACGCCUUUCAGAAAGAGCUGGAAGUGCGACAGAAGCGGGAACAGGUGCCUCGGGGGACCAUCCUGCUCACAGUGGAGGAUCCUGAAGCCCAAGUGGGCAGUGGGGGAGCCACGCUAAAUGCCCUCCUGGUGGCUGCAGAGCACCUGAGUGCCCAGGCAGGCUACACAGUGGUCACUUCUGAUGUCCUGCACUCUGCCUGGAUCCUUAUCAUGCACAUGGGCCGAGACUUCCCCUUUGAUGACUGUGGCCGAGCUUUCACCUGCCUCCCUGUGGCGGACCCCACAGCUCAAGUAGAGUCUCUCACCUGUAACCUGGACGUGCUGCUACACAUCAUGACCCACAAGCUGGGCCGUGGCUCCCCACCAGGAGUGUGGGUCUGCAGCACAGACAUGAUUCUCUCUGUUCCGACAAGCCCAGAGAUCUGCUGGGAUGAUUUUCAAGGAGCCAGGGUGUUCUCUCUGCCUGGGAGCGUGACCUAUGCCCGGGACCACGGGGUCUACCUCAUUGAUUCCCAGGGCUUGGUCCGUAACAUUUUCUACCGGGGCUCAGAGGUCCAGAUACAGCAGUGUGUGAGACCCGACGGGAAAGUGCCACUGGUCUCUGGGAUCGUCUUCUUCUCCGUGGAAAUCGCUGAGCGACUCCUGGCCACUCACGUCUCACCGCCCCUGGACGCCUGCACCUACAUGGGCCUGGACUCUGGUGCCCGGCCUGUCCAGCUGUCCCUGUUCUUUGACAUUUUGUUGUGCAUGGCGCGGGAUGUGAACCGUGAGAGCUUUCUGGCUGGUUGUCCCCCUGAGAUGGGUCAGGGUGACACGGACCAAGCAUGGGGCCAACGGAAUGCGAGGGCUGUGCUGUGGAAGGAGCUCCGGGACCAGCCUCUUAGCCUUGCGUACAUCCCAGAUGGCACCUACGAAUAUAUGACCUCGUCGGCCAGCGCCCACCUCCGCAUCCUGACGCUCCCCCGCGACCUGUCUGCUCAGAUCGUGCACUCCCAGGUGGAGAAACCUCAGUUCUUAGAAGCCGGCUGCUCUGUGGUCAAUAGCCUGCUGGAGGGAGAGGUUCACCUGGGCCCUGGGAGUGUGAUCCAACAUUGCCAACUCCAGGGUCCCAUCCACGUUGGCCCUGGGUGCCUCCUGCUUGGACUGGACAGAGCUUCCUCCAGCGCCCUCCAUGGCUUGGCGCUGCACGACCUCAUCCUCCAAGGGCAUCAUAUCCUGCUGCGGGAUACCUCCAUCCGGGUGUUCACUCUCAUUGGGCGCCAAGACAACUGGCAGAGCCCAGCACUGGGGAAUGGCACGUAUCUUAAUGUGCCCUGGACCGAGUUCUUCCAGAGGACAGGCAUCCGAGAUGGCGACAUAUGGGAUGUGGAUGCCUCCCCAGCAGAGCGCUGCCUUCUCACUGCUCGGCUCUUCCCGGUCUUCUCCACCUCCUGGUCCCCAGGUCCCCGGGAUGUGCUGUGGCUGCUGGGCUCCAGAGGUGGAGACUCCCUCCAGGCCUGGAGAGCCGCCUGGCGCAUGUCCUGGAAGCAGAUUCAGCUCCACCUGGACCAGGCCACUACGCUGGCUUCUCGCCGGACCCUCUUCUUCCAACAGGCCCAGGGGAAAGUGCGGCGUGUGCUGGAGGGGCAUCAGGACCAGAGCCUGCUGCCGCUGAUUAGGGCUGCUACCCAUGAGGGGUGCCAGGGGCUGCUGCUGACUACUCUGGACCAAGUUGCUGCUCAGGCUGAAGAUCCUGGUGUGGCAGCCCGGGCCUUGGCCUGCAUAGCUGAUGUACUGGGCUGCAUGGCUGGGGGCCAUGGGGGUCUUCGAAGUGGACCAGCAGCCAACCAGGAGUGGGCCCUGGCCUUCCAGUACCUGGAGAGAGGGGACGUGGCUAGGGGCGUGGAAGAGCUUGCCCGUGAGAGAACCAAGUGGCUGGGCAGGCCGGCCCUGCUAGUGCGAGCUGCUCGGCAUUAUGAAGGAGCUGAGCAGAUCCUUAUCCGCCAGGCAGUGAUGUCUGCCUGUCGCUUUGUCACCACGGAGCCUGUUGAGCCCCUCCCUCUUGGGCACUGGGUGGUGGUGGAGUGCCCAGCCCGGGUGGACUUCUCCGGUGGCUGGAGUGAUACUCCACCCAUCACCUAUGAGCACGGAGGAGCCGUGGUGGACCUGGCCAUCCUGGUGGAUGGGCGGAGGCCAAUUGGGGCGAAGGCCCGUCGAAUCAUGGAGCCUGAGCUGCGGCUGUCAACGGGGACCCAUUCGGGGGAGGUGUUCACAGCGCUUGUGUGCCAGAGCCUGGAGGACCUGCAGGAUUAUUGUCAGCCGCAUGCACCAGGGGCUCUUCUGAAGGCUGCUUUCAUCUGUGCCCAGAUUGUGCAGCUUCCCUCCCCAAAGUCCCUGCAGACCCAGCUUCGCCAUGGCUUUGGGGGUGGCUUUGAGCUGCACACAUGGUCUGACCUGCCUCACGGCUCUGGCCUGGGCACAAGCAGCAUCUUGGCAGGGGCAGUGCUGGCAGCCUUACAUCGGGCAGCAGGUAGAACAGUGGGCACUCAAGCCUUGAUCCAUGCUGUGCUACAUUUGGAGCAGAUGCUUACCACAGGAGGUGGCUGGCAAGACCAGGUGGGUGGCCUUGUCCCAGGGAUAAAGAUAGGACGAUCGAGGCCUCAGCUGCCAUUGAAGGUCAAGGUGGAAGAGAUUUCAGUGCCUGCAGACUUCAUACAGAUCCUCAAUGAGCACCUACUCCUCGUGUACACAGGCAAGACCCGCUUGGCACGGAACUUGCUCCAGGAUGUACUGAGGAAUUGGUAUGCCCGGCUGCCUGCUGUAGUGGACAAUGCCCAGGCUUUGAUAAGAAAUGCUGAGGAAUGUGCUCAGGCCUUCAGCCAAGGGAGCCUGCCCCUUCUGGGCCAGUGUCUGACUCAGUACUGGGGACAGAAGAAAUGCAUGGCUCCUGGCUGUGAACCUCUGGCUGUGCGGCGCAUGAUGGAUGCCCUGAAGCCCUACGUGUAUGGCCAGAGCCUGGCAGGGGCUGGCGGUGGUGGCUUCCUCUACCUGUUAACUAAAGAGCCCCAGCAGAAAGAGGUCCUCGAGAGAGUGCUGGCCAAGACAGAGGGCUUGGAGAAAUACAGCAUCCACUUAGUGGAGGUGGACACUCAGGGCUUCAGUCUGCAGUUGCUGGCCAGUGACACUUCUGCCUGACAGAUCCUAGACUCCCAGGCCGUUCCAGCCAGGCUCAGUUGUAACGCCAGGAAGGGAAGGGCCUGAACUUUGGGCCCAGUGAGCCCUGGCUUUUUUGCUUUCCUCCUAGGAAGAGGCAAACACCAUUCUACGUUCUUUGUGGGUACCAGAGCAAGAAAUCACUGGGACCUGAGAUGGCAAUCAUGCCCAUUCUUUGAGGAAGGGCCUCCUGGACUCAGUAGAGCUGGCAAGGUGUUUGGGAUUUUCCAGUCCCAGCAGAUUAUCAGCAUAGUCUUGGUCUCAGCCAAACCAAGACUGACGGGCCUCACUCAUCCCAUCCUCCUGUUAUGGUGGCCUAGGGCUCAGAGCCCAAGGGCGUACCUUGCUGGCCAGUGAGCACCAGCUGGUUUCCAACCCCACUGUGCUACUGAUAUGAGGAGGGGGAGCUAACGUUAAGGGGGAUCCCCCCUCAAUGAGAAAAGGCCAUCCCUCCCCUAGGUUAUGCUGCUAAUUCUAUCACAAUUCAUUUCUACAAACUGGGUAAACACACUCAUGAGGACCCAGAACUUGGGGUUUUGUUGGACGUCAGCACCACCAGGCCCACUGUCCUUCGGUGCUUCUCUGGCACAAAAGGAUCAAGUGUUUAAAGAAAGCUUGCUGCUCUUCUAGCCUAGCGUUCUCAUUUUGCAGAUGAAACUGAGGUCUCCAGGUCACAUGGGACCACUGCCUGCAGACAGCAGUCUGGCCUGGCCACCCCCUCCUUACCCAGAAAUCCAACCAAUCGUCCCCUCCUGCACCUGAUUUCCCACACCAAGUGGCCCUGUGAAUCUCAGUCUUUUCUUCUCCCUCUUCUCCAAUGCCCCCCUCCCCAAAAGGCUAGCUCUGUCUUAGGGACUCUAGGAUAUAAUUCUAAUUUCCUACAUACCUUGGCCCAAUUGUAGAAAGCAUACUGGGGAGUUUAUUUCCCGUCCCCACAGGGUAAACCAAAGGAAACUAGGCUUCCCUCUCACCAAGCUUCACAGAACUACUAAUGUAAUAGCAACUCCGCCAGCAGGUGAAGGAUGGGCAUUUUGGGGAUUGGGAGGCUGGGGCGUCUAUGAGGCUGACUCACUUCAUGCCAGCCACAAUGAGAGUGGUGAGAUGCUGUCUUUACCCACACCCAAUUCUCUAGCCUGGGGCCUGGAGCUGGAGAGUAUACCGUACAAAGUCAUUGCAAAUUCAGCUUUUAACAAAUGAAUGUUAAGUCAUAUGUUCUACAGGGGACACAGGGGACACCCGCACAAGCUGCUGCCAGAACCAGGCCUUUCAGUGGCAAUAAACCAGUCAUUCUUUA